Rotaria sordida is the source of this 1116-nucleotide messenger RNA. NCBI's taxonomy places the organism in Eukaryota, Metazoa, Rotifera, Eurotatoria, Philodinida, Philodinidae. The record is from the annotation of a GenBank genome assembly.
AUGAGUGCCAACGAUCCUGGACAUAUAAAUGAUCUUAGUAAAGAUCAAGAAGAAAGUCUUAAAAAUUUUUGGAUAUCUAUUAUUGAUAAAAUAACAAAUAAAAAUAAAAUCUCAUUAGAAGAUUUUUAUGAUUCAACAUAUGGAAAUGAAUUAUUUAACCUAUUUGCUUCUGAUAAUCCUGAUGUUGUUUUACUUCGACGACUUCGAGCAAGAAAAUGGAAUGUUAAUCUUGCUUUAGAACAACUUAUUAACACAUUAGAAUGGAGAUUUCAAUGGGGUGUUAAUCAACUUGUUGCUAAAGGAGAAUCAGAACUUUCUUACCAAGAAAUUCUAACAGGUAAAACAUUCUAUAUUGGUUAUGAUCGAUUUGGUCGUCCAAUAAAUUAUAUUUCUGUAAAGAAUCAUAUAAAAGGUCAAUUUCCAUCAGAAACAACAGAAAAAUUAACUGUACUUUCCAUGGAAAUAGGACGAAAAUUGUUACAUUGUCCUGUUGAAUCUGUAACUCUUAUUUUUGAUAUGACUGAAUUUUCAAUGAAAAAUAUGGAUUAUCAACAUACAUAUUUUCUUUUUAAUCUUUUACAAAAUUAUUAUCCUGAAUCUCUUGGUCUUGCACUUAUUGUUAAUGCUCCUUGGAUAUUUAAUAGAUGUUGGUAUAUUAUUAAACGAUGGUUAGAUCCUGUUGUUGAAAGUAAAGUUCAUUUUAUAAAUAAUAUUGAUGAAUUAACUAAAUUUAUCGAUUUAUCAAAUAUACCAAAACACUUAAAUGGUAAUAAACCAGAUUUUAAUUAUAUACCACCAACAGAACAAGAUAAUAUUAUGUUAUCAGCAUUUCAGAACGAUUUUUCUGGAAAUAAAAAAGCAAGAGAAAAUCAUCAACAAGCUUCGAUAAAUUAUCUUCGCAUAACUUAUCAAUGGGCACAGACAAAUCAUAAUAAAGAUUUAUUAGAACAAAGAAAAAAAGCAAUGGAACAAUUAAGAGAUGCAUAUGAACAACUUAUACCGUAUAUAACUACUCGAACACAUUAUCAUAGAUAUGGACUUAUUGAAGAACCAAUAUUUUAUAAAACUUAUCAACGUAUUCAACAAGAAAAUCAACAAGAAAGUGUUCAUUUUUAA